GAGAUCUCAGAUAGUUCACAGUUUGACCAGAAUCCAAUCACUCCAGAUGUUGAAGCUUCUUCAUAGACCAUCAACUCACAUCCACAAGCUCCAAUCUUUCACCUUCAGAUCGUUCUCUCAACCUCAAUCUCCCUCAAAGUCACCACCUUUAUUCCCUUCUUUUUCUUCGAGUCUAGCCUCAGCAAUACUAAAAUGCAGAUCCGCGGAAGAAGCCCUCAAACUCUUCUACACAUCGAACUCCAACGAUUUCCGAUCUCACUCCGCAUUAAUCCACGUCCUAACCGGAGCUCGGAGGUACACGCACGCAAGGUGUUUGAUAAAAUGCCUCAUAGAAACUCUCAAGCGUCGCCCUUACAGAGUUUUCAACGCGCUCGAGGAUGUUCAGAGCUCGAAGUUUAGUAACGGUGUGUUUAGUCUGCUGAUUAUGGAGUUUGUGGAGAUGGGUUUGUUCGAAGAAGCUCUUUGGGUGAGCCGUGAGAUGAGAACUUCUCCUGAUUCUAAAGCUUGUCUCACGGUUUUGAAUGGGUUGGUUAGAAGGAGAAGGUUUGAUUCUGUCUGGGCUGAUUAUGAGUCUAUGGUCUCUCGUGGGUUGGUUCCUGAUGUGUACGUUUACUCUGUUUUGUUCCAAUGCUGUUUCAAGCAAGGCUUGUCCUCCAAGUUAAAGACGCUUCUUGAUGAAAUCAAAUCUAAAGGGAUCAAGCCGAAUGUUUAUAUCUAUACUAUAUAUAUCCGUGAUCUGUGGAGGGAGAGUAAGAUGGAUGAAGCGGGGAAAGUGUUUGACUUGAUGAAGAAGAAGCAACAUGGUGUUCCAAACUUGUUUACUUACAGUGCAAUGAUUGGUGGAUACUGUAAAGCUGGUAAGUUAAGACAGGCUUACACACUGUAUAAGGAGAUUGUGGUUGCUGAGUUGCUGCCAAACGUUGUUAUCUUCGGCGCAUUGGUCGAUGGUUUCUGCAAAGCUAACGAAUUGGUAGCUGCGAGGAGUCUGUUAGUGCAUAUGGUGAAGUUUGGGGUUGAUCCUAAUUUGCACGUUUAUAACUGUUUGAUUCAUGGGGAGUGCAGAUCAGGGAACUUGUCAGAAGCAAUGGGGUUGUGUUCUGAGAUGGAAAGGUUGCGUCUUUGGCCUGAUGUGUUUACUUAUACUAUACUCAUCAACGGGCUAUGUAGUAAAGAUCAGUUAACAGAAGGAGAUAGAUUGUUUCAGAAGAUGAAGAGUGAGAGAGUGUUUCCGAGCUCUGUGACUUACAACUCGCUGAUUCAUGGGUAUUGUAGAGAGUACAAUAUGGAGAAGGCCUUGGAGUUGUGCUCAGAGAUGACAGCAAACGGUGUAGAACCGGACUUCGUAACGUUUUCUACUUUGAUCGAUGGUUACUGCAAGUUGAGAAACAUGAAAGCUGCAAUGGGUUUGUACUCGGAGAUGAGCAUCAAAGGAAUAGUUCCUGAUGUUGUGACGUACACAGCUUUGAUAGAUGGGCAGUUCAAAGAGGCUAACGUGAAGGAAGCGCUAAAGCUGUACAGUGAUAUGUUGGAGGCUGGAGUCCACCCUAAUGAGCACACGUUUGCUUGCCUGGUUGAUGGUUUCUGGAAAGAAGGGAGAGUCUCUGAUGCCAUCGAUUUUUAUCUGAAAAACAAUCAAGCAUGCUGGAAUCAUGUGGGGUUUACAUGUUUGAUUCAAGGGUUAUGUCAGAACGGUUACGUUCUUAGAGCUACCAGGUUGUUCUCAGACAUGAGAUCUGGUGGGAUAACACCGGACUUGCAGAGUUAUGUAUCCAUGUUAAAAGGUCAUCUUCAAGAAAAGCGUGUUGUUGACACAAUGAUGUUGCACUGUGACAUGAUCAAAAUUGGAGUCUUGCCAAACCUUGUGGUGAAUCAGUUCCUAGCCAUGGUUUAUCAAGAGAAUGGAUAUCUAAGAUCAGCUUGUUUCUUGACCAACUCUGAAUCCUUUAGGAACUAUCAGCUAGUCUGCAAUAACCACACAAAGACGGUCACUUCUUGCUCUGUCCACUACCAUGCAAAUUGCUGAAGUAUCCUUGAGGGUUACUCUCAAAUCCACCUCUUGAGAUGUAAGCACCACCUUUGGAACCCGGUGCAACCAUAUAACCUCCUCCGCCGCCUCCGCUCUUUCCUCCACCGCUGCUGCUAUCACCACUGCUCUUUCCUCCACCGCCUCCGCUCUUUCCUCCACUGGUGCUGCCACUUUUUCCACUCAUUUUCAAAUGUGAUUUUAUUCAACAACUUAGAGA
Molecule: messenger RNA, 2243 nt
Organism: Brassica oleracea var. oleracea
Lineage: Eukaryota; Viridiplantae; Streptophyta; Magnoliopsida; Brassicales; Brassicaceae
Product: pentatricopeptide repeat-containing protein At5g61400
Exons: 2
Coding region: 47-2023 (658 amino acids)
Molecular function (GO): protein binding
Source: RefSeq, a predicted model, not a curated record